AUGGUAGUCCCAAUUGCCUAUUCUGCUGCGUCAGCUGCUGACUUAGAAGCCAUUCAAAUUAACAAGUUUAAGCGUGGAGGUUUAGCGAUUGGCUUGCGCAAUUCGCACAGGAUAGCUGAUAGAAUUACAAUCUCGACAUUCAUCAAUGCAUGGGCUACAACAUUCCGAGAAGGUGGGAUUAGUGAUCAAGUUCCUCGUCCAAGAUUUUAUUGCUCAUUUCUCUUCCCACAAAGAGAUUUACGUCUCAAUCUUCCACCAGCACCAAAAGUUCAUUCGAAGAUUGUCACAAAAGUAUUUGUGAUUAACAAGGAAGCCAUAGACAAUCUGAAAUCUAAAAUUUGUGGUGGUAGCGAUUCAGGGGUCAAGUACCAUCCGUCGCGCUUGAAGGUGGUCACAACACUUGUAUGGAAGGCUCUCAUUGGUUCGGCUAAAGCACAGCGCGGACACCUGAGGGCAUCUUCACUUCUUCAGAUAAUGACUUUAAGAGGAAAGGUGAGUAUGCCUUUACCUGAAAAUGCUUGUGGAAACAUGUAUAAGCCUUUCAUUUCUAGAUUCAAUACAUAUGAUAAGAACAAUAAGUUAGAGUUAACUGUCAUUGUGAGUCUGCUGAGGGAUGCUAAGAGGAAAGCCAUUUCAGAUUGA
Molecule: messenger RNA, 642 nt
Organism: Populus euphratica (Euphrates poplar)
Lineage: Eukaryota; Viridiplantae; Streptophyta; Magnoliopsida; Malpighiales; Salicaceae
Product: acetyl-CoA-benzylalcohol acetyltransferase-like
Exons: 2
Coding region: 1-642 (213 amino acids)
Source: RefSeq, a predicted model, not a curated record